AGAAAUUUACCUGAAAAUUAUUCAUAAUGGAUGAAGGAAUGCCCUAUAAUAACGAGAACUUUUACCCACUGGAUGAGGACCAGAAGAUGCAAUUCAAUUUUAUGAACACACAUCCGAUCCGAGCUGAGGCUCCUAUGCAUCAGCAGAGACCCCAGAGUGCGAGUAUGAGAGGGCCGAUCGACCCUCAUUCCAACCACAAGAGCCUUAAGAGAAAAAGGCUUGGUCAAGACCCCAGAAGAAGCACUGAGGACGGCCGUUAUGUCAUAACCUCUGCUCCUAAUGGUAGAUCUGCUGGCAGAGGGAUCAAACCUGUCUGCAAAGAAGCAUUUUAUAGCAGUAAAAUGCAAAAUACUCCAAGCAAAUUACAGAAGAGACUUCAGCAUAUGGAAAAAUAAGAAGGAAAAAUGGAAUAAUGCUUUAAAAAGAGAAAAAGAAUUCUUAUAUGAUGAAGCUCUUAAAUUCAAGAAAGAGAAGAACUCCAAAACCACAGAGAAUCGAAAAUUAGGAGCUAGAGUGAGGUAUCUUGAGAAAGAGGUCAAGAAGAGGGAUGCUCUAGUCCAGGACCUCAUGCAGAAGCCUCUCCAAUAUCCUGCUUAUACCUCUCCAAAUACCCAAUCAAAGCAGACAAUGGAUGCUUUACAGAAGUCUAUUGAGAGCAACAUAGUGAUUAAUCUGAAAAAGCUUAUUGAAGAUCAAAAGACGGAGCUAAACUCCAAAGAGAACAUUAUUGACUCCUUAAAGAAAGAUAUGAAAGGAAGUUACCUCAGGGAACUCAGGACAGAAAGAGACAUCUUCGAGGAAGAAGCUGUCCGUCUAAGACGCAUGAUUGAUGGAUUUAUCGGCCAGAUAGGCGGUGCUGACCAAGUCCUCAAUAUCAGAGCUUACAUUGACGACCAACAAGAAAUAAUAAAUAACCUUGAGGGCCAGAAGCAGUCUCAGGAGCAAAUUUACCAAGCAAAGUAUGAGGAAUGUUUACAGCUUGAAAAAUAAGUUGAUGCAGACCGAAGUUGAUAGAGACAAUUCCCAUAAGGACAUCAGAGAGCUUCAAAAAGAGCUUAAACAAUACCAGGCUAGAAUUCAGCAAAAAGAUGAAGAAUACAGAGAUCUUGAGGAAGCUAAGAAGAAAACAGUUAAAUCUUUAGAAUCAAAAAUUGAUUCUCUUAACCAAGUCAUUUCAGAAAAGAGUGAUAAAAUAGACUGUUUGACAGGUGUUGUAGCAGAUAGAGACCAGAAAAUUAGGUCAAACAAGUCUCACAUCAGCCAAAUCGAGAAAGACAUUGAGUCUCUGAAACUUGAACUUGAGAACAGAGAUGGAAUAAUUUCUGAAAAAGAAUAUGAUAUUGAAGAUCUUAAGAAUAAAGUUUCUGGGUUAGAGAACCAACUGAAGGAGACUAUUUCUGAAUACGAAAGCAGGCUCCAAGCUCAGAUGAAUAAGUACGAAGGAGAACUUGCAUCUCUCAAUGCUGACCAUGAACAACAUGUGCAAGGUCUUGAAGAUGAUCAUCAGCAGGUUGUCUCUAAUCUUAAGGGUCAAAUCAGUUCACUUGAGGAACAAGUUGUUGAUAUGGUAAAUGAGAAGAACACCUUGUUGGGAAAGAACCAAGAGAUAGAAGAGAAUUAUCAAAAUAUCAAAAAUGAUCUUGAAAAUGACAUUGAAGCGCUUCAGUCCAAGCUCAAAGAAGCCCUAGUCGAGAAUCAAGAGCUUGAGAGUAUAAAUUUAGAUAUUAGCGCCAAGUUGGCUGAAGAAUCUAAGAAAUUUGAGCAAGUUGAACAAACUCUAAAGAUGAAAAUCAAGCAUCUUACUCAAGAGCUCCAGAGCAGACCUCAAGCGAAACAAUUAAAUGAUAGUUUCGACAAAGGAGAAUUUAACGAUAGAACAGGUGUUAAUAGCGAAUUUAAAGCCCAAAUGGUCAGUAGUGGCCAAGCAACUCCUAGUGAUGGCAAGAAUGGUUCUGGAAGGAUAGUGUCCUUGUCCCAAAAUAAUAAUUCGAGUAAUUCCAAAGUAAAGCAGAGCGCUUUUAAACCACCCAAAGAUAAGAAUAGUGAUUCUGAAGGGGAUCUCUCAUUAUUUGAAAGAGAUGAUAAAGACGAGGAUAUACUCCAGAAUCAUCUCAGUCGGGAAGAAAGAGAGAAGGACUCCCGUCCACUUAAUUCUAGUAAACACCAAUCAGAGGUUGAGGAAGAGGGGGAAUACGAAGAAGAAUUUCAGGAUGAACUUUCUGAAAGCGAGACUGAGAGGGUCUCGCCAGUUACAAAAAGUGAGAUACUUCCAACAGCAAAAAAAAUACUUGAUCAUUGAAAUGGGAAUGAUAUUGACAUUAUGGAUCUUCCAAAUCUCCUGUUUGUAGACUUUUCUCUUACUGGAAAGGUAUCAGUAGCAAGUCUUUCAAAAACACUCAGCACUAAGUUCAAACUUGAUGAUCAGGAGUCCCUAAAACUGGCAAGAUUUAUGGUGGAGCAACCAGGAAAUUUCAACAGUGAAGCAGAUGAUAACAAGGAUGAUUCUCGAUACGAGUUUGAUCCUAAGAGGGAGCUCUCACAUGCCAAAGUGGUCUCUAAACUCCAGACAGUGAUUAUGUCUCUUAUGUAGACG
Moneuplotes crassus is the source of this 2593-nucleotide messenger RNA. The record is from the annotation of a GenBank genome assembly. NCBI's taxonomy places the organism in Eukaryota, Ciliophora, Spirotrichea, Euplotida, Euplotidae.